Messenger RNA from Plenodomus lingam JN3, 2664 nucleotides. The record is from RefSeq and is a predicted model, not a curated record. Lineage: Eukaryota; Fungi; Ascomycota; Dothideomycetes; Pleosporales; Leptosphaeriaceae.
AUGUUGAAUGCUCGGGGCGAUCCUAUUCCCAAGCAUAAGAUCGGAAAACUGGUCUCCCUUGCAGUGCUUAUAGAAGCGGCUGAGUUGCACGGCACUCUCGCGAAUUCUCGUCACACUCCAACGCCAAUCCCCCUCGUACGCCUUGUACAACGUGGCCGGGCGCUAAUCGCCGCUCUCAUAGCCACCAGAUCCUGGCUUGAAGACUUCUGGUGGUUGUGCCACGUUCUCAAGCCCUAUUCCCUGCUGAACUUUCCGGAUUGGUACUCACAGCUCGCGCAUUGGCAUCAGUUUGGGAGGGGUUGUGGCAGUCUGGCGGCUGCUCAUAAGCCGGUCGCAGUCAUGAGCUUCUCCACCUCCAGAAGCUCUACGGAAAGCCUUUUGAACUCCUUCCCAAUGUUUGGCCACCCUGGUAUCUCUGCACUCGAAUACGCUGGGAGCCUCGAGGCUGCACGCAAGAGGAACACAAACGAGACGUUGGAUUCUCUCCGUUGCAAGUCCACCGUCUCGACGCAGGACGAAAACGUCACUCCACCCACCACAGCAGGCAUUGAUCCGACUGGCUCUGGCUUUGGCUCGUCACCGCCUCUUCAUUAUAUAGACGAGUUUGGCUGUCAACAAAGAAGAAGAGGGACCUUUCUCAACCACACGCCACGGGACUUUGAAAUGCGAUCACCCAAGAACGUGGAGGUGUACCGACCAUCACGAUCUUCUUCUAAUGAGAACUACUCACGGCCGAGGACUCUGUCUUAUCGCGGAACACCAAGUGAGGGUUGUCAGACGCAGGCAAGCCAAUACGCAUAUUGCUCGUCACCAGAGUCACAAAUCGUGGGGAAGAGGAUCACCAUCAACCGUGGCGCCCCAGCCGAGCUUGACUCGACCGAAGUAGGAACCCCUACCACAUUGAAUGUCUACCAACCAUCAGCCAACGGUCACCGUCGCUCAUUUUCAGUGCCUUUGGUCAAGACCGCAACACAACAAUUAUGCUCCAGCUAUACGUCAAGUCACGAAACAAACAUCCGAAGUGCGAGUAUUCCAGCAAUCUUCCCCCAAGAGAAGAAGCAGCGACGACGUCAAACGCCUUUCAAAUUCGGUAGUCCAAAGUCUAACAACGUUGCACGGCAUGCACCACUGGAAUCUUGGGUCGCGGAACAUCGCCGGAAAGAGUCUAAUGAAGGCGUCCUCGACUUACUUCCCUCCCUCGAAACUGGUCAAGAUGAAGAGAUGGGCACUUUUGGUGUGAUUCAACGGUACUUUGAUAGUCAGAGUGGCGGGCCGGUAUCUUCGCCCAAUACCUCCUCCGAUGCCUGCUCUCCCUGCCCCUCAGAUACACCACCAGUGCAGUCGAAUCCUGUCCUGCAAAGUCCAUUCAGAGCGUCCGCGGCCAUCUUUCCCAUUGAUGAGCUGCAUUUUUUAAACGGGCCACCGCCUGCCGUUCCGGAUCGCAGCCCAAAACGUUUGACGAACCCCUGUUUUCCGCUAAACAUCCAAGUCGAGUCUACCAUAUCCGUGGACAGCGAGUUUGUCUUUGCCGCUGAGGGGCAGUAUUCGCCGUACAAUCAGGAGAAAGGCGGGCUCCAUAUUCCGAAGAAACAGGUUCCGAAACGUGUCGACGUGGGACAAGCUGAUCUUGCGGGCUCAGCCAUCGUUGGCAAGGAAGCGCCACCAAUUCUCGACCACAAUGCGCUGACGGCGAAGUUCCAUCGCGGUUGCAAUGAUCAGACUUACUACCGCUUGGGACUCAACGACUUCCAUUACUACCUUAGAAACACUGGGCCGUCACCAGAACCUCAGCCGAAUACUCGACAACAGCGCAAGAAGACCGGUAUGCGGUUGUUCAAGGUCAAGCAGCGGAAGACACUCGCAGCCCGGGUUGGGUCUGUAGAAGGCUCACCACAGAGAUCGAACAAGGAGUCUCCUAUACCGGCUUGCGCGCGCGAAAUGACAACUGCGGGUGGAGCCAAACAUCUCAAGAUUGUGAUUCCAACUGAAGCCAUGAUCAGCACCCCGUCACUGGCUCUCGUACGACCGGCGUCCCAAUCAAAGCCCAAGAACCGCUCAAGAUAUGUCUCCCUCAUGGGUGACUCCUUCACAGAAGAAAUGCUCAAUCCACUCGCAAGCCCACAAGUCGAACGCAUCAUAUCAGGCUCCGGCUCCAACACACCCCCACGAGCGCCGCUUCAACCAACAUCCAACUCUCCACGCAGUCCCAAAAGAACGCCUACAUCGCCCAAGCCCAUUCCCGUAGACAACCAUCCUCUAGCCUCGCGCGAAGAACAGACACGAGCUCGCAAACUGCGUGAUCUCCAACGUAUAAAGAAGAAGCCCCUGUCCGCGCCAGCCCACGCUCCACCGCCAACGCUGGAAAAACAGCAGGCCGAGGUCGUACCCCAUGCACCGCUCACACCGGCGCAAACACCCGAGCCCAUUCGCGAGCGAUCUCUCGACAGCGGGCAUGAAGAUGAGGCCGAGAACGGGGCGUCGACAAGGUACAAGAUGCACAAGAUGCACGAGAGGGUUGUUUCGCUGCAGCGCCAGAAUGAGCAGUUGACCGAGGCGCUGGCGAAGAUUGUGGGCCUCGAGUUGGAGGAGGGCGAGAUUCGGACGCAGGAUGUGCUGGAGGCGUGUAGGAAGAUUCGGUUCUUUAGGACGCCGGGGGUUGUGUGA